CAAUCCCAUUUCACUCUUCCGAAAUCCAAACUUCGAUCUAUUUCUCCUUUUAAUUUUCAAUUUCUCAGAUCAAAUCGAGAUGUCGAGGAACUGCAAUCUUGAACUCAGCCUCUUUCCCACCUUCUAUCAAGACCACCGCCAUCAAGAACGACGACAACAGCAGCAAAAGCUAACGAUAUUCUACAAUGGAAGCGUUUCUGUUUGGGAUGCGACAGAGCUGCAGGCGAGAGCCAUUCUGAUGUUGGCUACCCAAGACAUGGAAGAUAAAAUGAGAAUAACUUCAACUGGGCCUUCUUCUUCUUCUUCGUCUUCGUUGUCAUCGGAACAACCUGUAUCGCCAACUUUGGAACGUCCUCCUCCGCCUGCUUAUGGCCCUAAUAAUAAUGGUUUGUCGAUGAAGAGAUCACUUCAAAGGUUCUUUCAGAAGAGAAAUCAUAGGAUCCAAGCAUCUUACCCUUACAACAUUAACCGGCGGCCGCAUGCAUACAGGGUCGAUCACCAUUGAUAAGGGAUUUCAUUUUUAUUCUUUCUUUCUUUCUUUCU
This is a messenger RNA of Hevea brasiliensis (rubber tree), 543 nucleotides long. Its product is annotated as protein TIFY 5A. NCBI's taxonomy places the organism in Eukaryota, Viridiplantae, Streptophyta, Magnoliopsida, Malpighiales, Euphorbiaceae. The transcript has a single exon. Bases 80 to 505 code for a protein of 141 amino acids. Gene Ontology annotation, cellular component: nucleus. Gene Ontology annotation, biological process: response to wounding; regulation of jasmonic acid mediated signaling pathway; regulation of defense response. The record is from RefSeq and is a predicted model, not a curated record.